AUGAAAGAAGCCAUUAUUGACAAGACGGUCUCAGUCAUCAUCCGCGAUGUUGACAUCCCCACUCCUCAACCUGGCCAGGUCCUCAUCCAGGUAGUGGUGUCGGGUACUAACCCGAAGGACUGGAAACGCCCUAAGCGGCAACCAAACAAUGCUGCCAUAAACCAGGGAGACGAUAUCGCGGGGUAUGUGGAGGCAGUGGGAGAAGGCGUCCGGAACUUCCGCAAGGGAGACAAAGUAGCCGCAUUCCAUGAGAUGGGCAGCCCACAUGGCAGUUAUGGUGAAUACGCCAUUGCAUGGGAGUACUCGACAUUCCAUCUCACCGAAAAGACCAGCUUCGAAGAGGCUGCUACUAUCCCCCUUGCUGCGAUGACCGCUGCAUUGGGCUUAUAUCAAAAGCUAAAAUUGCCUCUGCCUUGGACUCCCGCCGAUAAACCCACUCCGCUGGUUGUGUACGGCGGUGCCUCAGCAGUUGGCGCAUUUGUGAUCAAGUUCGCUCAGCUAUCGAACAUUCACCCGAUCAUUGCUAUCGCAGGCAAAGGUGCUCCCUUCGUCGAGACGUUGAUCAGCAGAGAAAAGGGAGACACGAUUAUUGAUUAUCGUGAAGGCGACGACGCCGUCUCCUCGGGGAUUAAGGCUGUCGGCAAGGGGACACCCAUUCGCCACGCCUACGAUGCUGUGUCUGAGAAAGGAAGUUAUUUGAAUCUCGGUGCUGCGCUCGAUGCGCCUGGAAAAAUCGCUGUUGUUUUACCUGCGGGGGUUGAUGAGGCGCGAGAACAAAUUACCAUCCAUCGGACUAUGGUCGGGUCUGUUCAUCAGCCCCCUGCUGAAGGCCAGUCGCUUGGUGAUAAGGAGUUUGCAGCUGCUCUUUUCCAAUUCAUUGGUCGAGGUUUAGCACAGGGUUGGUUCUCAGGCCACCCAUAUGAAGUGAGAGAAGGCGGACUGGGAGGUCUUGAGGGCGCAUUGAAAGAUCUGGAGGCUGGCAAGGCAUCUGCGGUAAAAUAUGUGAUAAAGAUUUCCGAGAAUGAGGGAGUCAAGCAGUAG
Molecule: messenger RNA, 1041 nt
Organism: Penicillium vulpinum
Lineage: Eukaryota; Fungi; Ascomycota; Eurotiomycetes; Eurotiales; Aspergillaceae
Product: zinc-binding alcohol dehydrogenase family protein
Exons: 2
Coding region: 1-1041 (346 amino acids)
Molecular function (GO): oxidoreductase activity, acting on NAD(P)H
Source: RefSeq, a predicted model, not a curated record